UAAUUCAUGGCCUCUGGCUGCUCUUGUCGCCUCCGCUGGCCGGAGAGGAAGGUCCGGUGGCCUCCCUCUUCCUCGGCAUAUCCAGAUCCAGAGUAGAUACUACCCGUCGGCACGAACGUUGUCUUCUCGAUCGAUGCAGCCUCAGGCGGCCGGACAGCAGUAAAGCGUCUCGCCCAGAUCUAAGACUUACGGAAGCCAAACCUCAAGCUGCUGCCGGACCUGGUGCCGCCCGUCUGAGCUCUGAGGGUUUUAUUACACCAGUGGGCAAUGUGUUUCAGUUCCGGUUUGUGCUAAAUAUUUGUUGGCGCUUCAGUGAUUUACUGCAGACAACUUUCUUGCACAACUACCAUAUGCUGCUAUAGAAAGAGCAGAUACAUGGAUCUUGAGGCCCUUGAGCGUAUACUUGAUGGAAGAGAGAAGCCGACAAAUCUAUCAUUCGAGCUUUUGAAGAGUAUCACAGAAAAUUUCUCAGAUGAUCGAGAAAUUGGCCAUGGUGGAUUCGCAACGGUUUAUAAAGGAUUGCUCCCAAAUGGGGCUGUUGCUGUAAAGAGGAUAAGGAACGGCUAUACCAUCAAUGAGACCUUUUUUUAUCGAGAAGUUGACAGCCUGUUGAACAUUGAACAUAAAAAUGUCGUACGGUUUCUUGGCUUUUGCGCUAGCACAGACAAGAUAGCCAUACCAACCGGAGGAUCGAAAGAACAUAUUUACGCUGAGGUACGAGAAAGAUUACUCUGUUUUGAGUAUAUCAACAACGGAAGCCUGAAAAAAUAUAUUACUGAUGAAUUAAGGGGACUUGAAUGGAAUACACGUUAUAAAAUAAUUAAAGGCAUCUGCGAAGGUUUGCAUCAUCUGCACAAGGAAAAGCAGAUAUUUCAUAUGGAUCUGAAACCCGACAAUAUACUACUAGACAACGAUAUGGCGCCGAAAAUCACAGAUUUUGGUUUAUCGAGACUUGAUGAGAAGUCAAAAACUAUGAGUGAAGAACGUCAUGGAUCACUAGGAUAUUGUGCUCCAGAAUACCUACAUCAGGGAAAGAUGUCAUUCAAAUCAGACAUGUACAGUUUGGGUGUCAUAAUUAUUGAACUAGUGACAGGACAAAAGGCGGUGCCCAAUAAUAAUAACAAUGUACUUAGGAAAUGGAGGCACAGAUGGAAGAAAACUGGGAAUGAAACACCAUUGGUUUACCAGCAAGUAGCAAAAUGCCUCGAAAUUGGGUUACUCUGCCAGGAAAUUGACCCAUCCAAACGGCCUUAUAUAUGGCAUCUGAUACAUGUUAUAAGAGAAAUUGAAGGUGUUAAUGAAAAGAUGAGCAAUGCCUAUGAACAUACAUUUGGACAGAUAAGCUCUUACUCAGAAGAUGAUAUGCUUGGAAUUGAGCCACUACAACUACAUUUUCCUUUUGAGCUUACCAAACAGAUGUCAUGCGCACUUCAGCUAACCAAUGAGACAGGUUCUUGCAUUGCCUUCAACAUCGAAAAUACGAGCCCCCUGGCAUACUGCAUACAGCCGCAGAAAGGCAUUAUACCGCCACGAUCCAUGUGUAGUGUUGAGAUAACAAUGCAGCUACAAGGCAAUAGACCGGGAUAUAUGCAUCGUGCCAGUGAACUUAUUGUAUCGAGCACCAAAGUGAAUGAUUGCCUUGCGGUUGAGGAUAUAACUACAAACAUGUUCAUUAAUGAGGCGGUCAACGUGGUUGAUGACGUGAAUUUGGAUGUGGUUUUUUAUGUCAGUGAGCCACAAGAAGCAAACAAUCCAACCUUUACUACAGUGUUGACAGGAAUGUUCUUUGGUCAGAUUACAUAUGGUGCAGUCGGUUGGUUAUUUUGUAUGGAUGCACAUCAGACAGAGCCAUUGAUUGUAACCGGUCACUCACUUGGUGAUGUUCAGAUUUGGAACUAUGAAACACAGCAGAAAGUGGUUGCUUCUAUUAAGGUCUCAAAGAGAGGAGUAUCCAUUGUUAAAUUUAUUGCACGAAAGCGGUGGAUUGUGGCUGUGUCAGAUGAUCGUGUCCUCCAUGUGUACAAGUAUGAAACGGAACUCGAAAAGGUCACGAGUUUGAAACCUCACGAUUAUGACAGUUUCGUGUCUUCAUUAGACGUUCAUCCAACCCAGCCGUAUGUGCUGUCAGGAUGUGGUAGGCAAAUAAAGCUUUGGGACUGGGACCAGGACUGGAAUUGCAUUCAGACAUUUGAAGAACACUCAGAUAAUAUUAAUGAACUAAAAUUUAACCCAGAGGACACCAACAGUUUUGCAAGUGCUUCAGAUGAUUAUACAAUAAAGGUUUGGAGUCUUGAUUCUCCCAAAUCCAAGUAUACUCUGUUUGGGCAUUCAGAUAAGGUGUAUUGCCUGGAUUUCUUCAAGCGUGAUUGUCAGCAGUAUUUGAUUAGCGGCUCUCUUGACAAGACUGCCAAGAUAUGGGACUUGCAGAAGAAGAAGUGUGUUCAUACACUGGAACAUGAGUGUCACGUCUAUUCCGUCUUUGCCCAUCCCAGUUUUCCAGUUCUAAUUACACGUGCUUAUGAUGCUCUUCGUGUGUGGAGCUCCACUGAUUUCAGGCUGAAGACAACGCUUGGGUUCAGUAUUCGUGGUUUCGCAUGUUUGACAGGGUCAGAAAGGGUUGCACUUUCACACUAUGGUGGAGUGUUGGUGAUGGAAUUGGUGAAGAAGGACAAGGUGGUAGUGAAGGCAGCAACAAGAAUUCCAUAUCAGCUAUAGAACGUGCUUCGAUCCGAAAAUUUGAACCCGGUUGCAGAUGAACAGCACCUCUCGAAGCAGAAGCAGAACUAGUCUACUCUCUUGCCAUGGGGAAGCAGGUGGUAACAGCUUGUGUGCUGAAGAUGAUGAUUUCAUGAGGAUUACUUUUUGUUGUCUGCGAGGAAAUUGUACUUCCGUCUGUGCGUGCGUGAUGAGUGAUGACUGAUGACUGAAGCGCAUAUAAAUGUGUAAAUUAACAAUCUAAUUGCCGGAGAUCCAUUCGUAAAAUAAUAAUUGACUGAUAGAUGCCACGUGAACUAAUUUCCUUGCCAUUAAUUAGAGCACAGUUAGGUAAA
This is a messenger RNA of Triticum dicoccoides, 3050 nucleotides long. RefSeq lists its product as uncharacterized. Lineage: Eukaryota; Viridiplantae; Streptophyta; Magnoliopsida; Poales; Poaceae. The transcript has 18 exons. Gene Ontology annotation, biological process: protein phosphorylation. The coding region runs from base 376 to 2715 and encodes 779 amino acids. The record is from RefSeq and is a predicted model, not a curated record. Gene Ontology annotation, molecular function: protein binding; ATP binding; protein kinase activity.